UCAUAAUUGCAGUAUUAAAGGCCCUGAGAGGGCCCAAAAGGUUGGCCGUGGUUCAUUUGAAAGGACAUCAGAAGGGAAUGGACUUGAGGAGUAGGGGAAAUAAUGCUGCAGAUCAGGAGGCAAAACGGGCGGCAUUACGGACAAUGGUCCUAAAAGAAAAAGGGGGGCAUGAAGAAAUUAUGGAACAUAAAGAUAGUGGUUUAAGAAGUAAAUUUACUGAGGGAGAGAGAUUAAAACUCCCAGAGACAGGGGCGGUAGAAAACUCAGAGGGGAGAUGGUUCCUUCCAGAUGGCCGGGAAGUACUACCAAAAGCCAUAGCUCAGAGAAUAUUAGAAAAAAUACAUCAAAGGACACAUUGGGGAGCACAAGGACUAAUAGACUAUUUUGCAGCAAAGUAUAUGAGCACAAGUAUUCGAGAUUUAGCUAAGCAAAUUACUAGAAGCUGCCUCCCAUGUUUAAAAGCAAAUAGGAAGAAUCUUAGAAAAUUACCUUAUGGAGGGAGACCCUUGGCAAAAAGACCCUUUGCAAAUAUUCAAAUUGACUUUACAGAACUACCAAAGGUAGGGAGACUUAAAUAUCUCCUGGUCCUAGUGGAUCACCUCACCCAUUUUGUAGAAGCUUUCCCUACAUCUAGGGAAACUUCACGAACAGUUGUAAAGGUGUUAUUGGAAGAAAUAAUUCCCAGGUAUGGGGUACCAGAGACAAUAGAUUCUGACAAAGGUCCCCAUUUUACAUCAAAAAUAACUCAAGAGGUGUCGGAGGCAUUAGGAAUAAAGUGGGAACAACACACCCCUUGGCACCCUCAAAGUUCUGGGAGAGUAGAAAGAAUGAAUGGGGAAAUAAAAAAACAACUUACUAAACUGGUGAUGGAAACAAAACUAUCAUGGGUCAAAUGUGUUCCACUAGCCCUUCUAAAUAUUCGAACUCAGCCAAGGGCAGAUUUGGGAAUUUCCCCUUUUGAGAUGUUAUAUGGUAUGCCUUAUAAUACAGAAGAAGUUCAAACACAUCCAAAUGUGAGUGACCAAUAUAUCAAUAAGUACUUAAUAAAAUUAAUGAAGUAUAAGAAGGCAUUAUGGGAAAAAGGAAUGCUAGCUCAAAGACCACCAUUGGAUUUUAUAUUACAUCAGGUACAACCCGGAGAUUGGGUGUUGAUAAGAAGUUGGAAAGAGAAUCCCCUAACACCGAAGUGGGAAGGACCGUAUCAAGUCUUACUAACAACUGAUUCUGCAAUCCGAACCGCAGAGAAAGGAUGGACACAUGCAAGUCGAAUUAAGGGACCUGUGGAGCCACCAAAAACAAACUAAUAACUAGAAAGUGGUUAGCCCGGCUGGGGACCUGAGACUUAAAAUAUCCUGGAAAAAAAAA
Messenger RNA from Cyanistes caeruleus (blue tit), 1365 nucleotides. NCBI's taxonomy places the organism in Eukaryota, Metazoa, Chordata, Aves, Passeriformes, Paridae. The record is from RefSeq and is a predicted model, not a curated record.